GACAGAUAAGUUAAUUUUAUGAGUUGUGUGGGGCGUAGAUUUGUGAGGCUCUUCAUUGUAACGGAAGUGGUCAAGUAGAAAGUCAUAGAAUUCAUACGAUAUGGCUCAGGAAAAAAUUACUUUAGCAGAUGCGCUUUCUAAUGUGGAAGUGCUGGAUGAGCUACCUUUGCCUGACGAGCAGCCGUGUAUUGAGGCGCAACCAUGUUCGGUUGUUUACCAGGCAAAUUUUGAUACUAAUUUCGAAGACCGCAAUGGUUUCGUUACGGGAAUAGCUAAAUAUAUCGAGGAAGCUACAACUCACGCAAACUUGAAUCAAUUGCUUGACGAAGGACAAAAGCAUGCCGUUAUGCUAUACACCUGGCGUUGCUGCUCUCGAGCAAUACCUCAACCAAAAUCUAACGAGCAGCCUAAUCGGGUUGAAAUUUAUGAAAAAACAGUCGAGGUUCUAGCGCCGGAGGUGAACAAGUUGUUAAAUUUUAUGUACUUCCAGCGAAAAGCUAUUGAAGCUUUUUCCGGGGAAGUUAAACGUUUAUGUCACGCUGAAAAGCGCAAGGAUUUCGUAUCCGAAGCGUAUUUGUUGACAUUGGGUAAAUUCAUCAAUAUGUUUGCCGUGUUGGAUGAGCUGAAGAACAUGAAGUCGAGUGUGAAGAACGAUUACAGCACCUAUAGGAGAGCUGCCCAAUUUCUAAAAGUGAUGAGCGAUUCGCACACUUUGCAGGAGUCGCAGAAUCUGUCAAUGUUUUUGGCAACGCAGAAUAAAAUACGAGAUACAGUCAAAGAUACUCUAGAGAAGAUAGCUGGUUAUGAGGAUUUGCUUUCCGAUGUAGUUAACAUUUGCGUUCACAUGUACGAAUCGAAAAUGUACAUGACUCCCGAGGAGAAGCACAUGCUUGUGAAGGUAAUGGGCUUCGGAUUGUUUCUAAUGGAUUCAGAGAUAUGCAACAUCAAUAAGUUGGACCAGAAGAAGAAACUUCGCCUUGAUAGGAUUGAUCGGAUUUUUAAGAAUUUGGAAGUUGUGCCGUUGUUUGGAGACAUGCAAAUAGCUCCGUUCAACUACAUCAAGAGAAGCAAACAUUUCGAUCCGAGCAAGUGGCCGUUGUCCAGCUCGCAAGCUAUAAGUCCGCAGGCUGACUUGAUGGUGCAUUUGCCCACGAUUCGAGAGGAUCACGUCAAGUACAUAUCGGAGUUGUCGCGUUAUAGCAAUGAGGUUACGACAACCUAUAAGGAUAAUGCCACCGAUGCUGAAAACAAGGCCACGGCAGAUCUAGCGUUACGAGGUUUACAACUCUUGGCCGAGUGGACAUCGGUAGUAACAGAACUGUACUCCUGGAAGCUUCUACAUCCUACCGAUCAUCACCAGAACAAAGAGUGUCCGGUAGAGGCGGAAGAAUAUGAGCGUGCAACGCGCUAUAACUAUUCGGACGACGAAAAAUUUGCGCUGAUCGAAGUGAUUGCCAUGAUCAAAGGACUGCAGGUUUUAAUGGCACGUAUCGAAACAGUUCUCUGUGAAGCGAUUCGUCGGAGUAUUUAUGCUGAACUGCAGGAUUUUGUGCAGUUGAUACUUCGUGAACCACUUCGCAAGGCAGUGAAAAAUAAGAAGGAUCUUAUUCGGUCGAUAAUUAUGUCUGUUCGGGAAACCUCAGCUGAUUGGCAGAAGGGUACGGAACCAGCCCAUGAUCCUGUUAUCAAAGGAAAGAAGGAUCCUGAUGGUGGUUUUCAGAUCAAUGUUCCAAGAUUGAACGUUGGUCCAUCAUCAACACAAUUGUACAUGGUCCGGACGAUGUUGGAAUCACUGAUCGCUGAUAAAUCCGGAGGCAAACGAACUCUUCGAAAAGAUAUCGACGGUUCGUGUCUGCUACAAAUUGACGCAUUCCAUAAGCUUUCUUUUUACUGGACCUACUUGCUUAGCUUCAGUGAAACACUGCAAAAGUGCUGCGAUCUGUCACAGCUUUGGUAUCGUGAAUUUUAUCUGGAAAUGACCAUGGGUCGUAAAGUUAAUAAAUGUCUUGUUCGUCAUCAACAUAACGAGGAAUGCAAUGACCUGAUCACAAUGGAAAAACGUAUCCAAUUUCCCAUUGAAAUGUCAAUGCCCUGGAUUUUGACGGAUCAUAUUCUUCGCACGAAGGAACCUUCCAUGAUGGAGUAUGUGUUAUAUCCCUUGGAUUUGUACAACGAUUCCGCUCUGUAUGCAUUGACCAUAUUCCGGAAGCAAUUUUUGUACGAUGAAGUAGAAGCGGAAGUCAAUCUUUGCUUUGAUCAGUUCGUAUAUAAAUUGAGCGAACAGGUUUUCGCCCAUUACAAACAACUGGCAGGUAGCAUCUAUCUGGAUAAACGCUUCCGUGUUGAAUGUGAAGUGCUUGGAUUCAAUUUCCAGUCUCACCCGAAGAACAAUCGCUAUGAAACACUGUUGAAACAAAGACACGUACAACUGUUGGGACGAUCGAUUGAUCUAAACAAACUUAUUACUCAGCGGAUUAACGCAGAUAUGCAGAAAAGUUUGGAACUAGCGAUCUGUCGCUUUGAAGCCAGCGAUAUAACUGGGGUAGUCGAGCUGGAAGCUCUGUUGGCUGUCAAUAAACUAUGCCACAAAUUACUGUCCAGAUUCCUUGCUUUGGAUGAUUUCGACGCAAUGCUGAAGGAGGCUAACCACAACGUUUUGGCACCGUACGGCCGAAUUACUUUGCAUGUGUUUGUGGAAUUGAAUUACGACUUUUUGUCGAAUUACUGCUAUAAUGCCGCCACGAAUCGCUUCGUACGUAACAAGUUGCAGAUUCCAUUUUCGGGGGCAAUUACCCGCGAAAAAGCUCCCGUCAUGUCCCACUACUAUCUAUGGGGAUCGAAACCGUUGAAUGCUGCUUUCUCCACUCAGUACGGACAGUACACGGGAUUUGUCGGUUCAUCUCAUUUCCAUGCGAUUUGUCGCCUCCUCGGAUAUCAAGGAAUCGCCGUCGUGAUGGAUAUUAUUCUGAAGGACAUCGUAAAACCAUUGAUCCAAGGAAAUCUCCUUCAAUUCACCAAAACACUGAUGUCCGCAAUGCCAAAAUCUUGCAAGCUUCCUCGUUGUGAUUACGGUUCACCGGGUGUGCUUAGCUACUAUCAGGCACAUCUGGUGGACAUUGUGCAGUAUCCGGAUGCCAAAACUGAACUUUUCCAACUGUUCCGCGAGAUGGGAAACUCGCUCCUGUUUUGUCUAUUGAUUGAACAGGCUCUGUCCCAGGAGGAGGUUUGUGAUCUGUUGCACGCAGCACCGUUUCAAAAUAUCUUGCCCCGUCCAUACUGCAAGGAGGGCGAGAAACCGGAAACGAAACAAAAACGACUGGAAACAAAGUAUGCUUCACUGCAGAUUGUGCCGAACAUUGAAAAGCUUGGAACGGCUAAGCAAACAAUGAUUGCCCGGGAAGGAGACCUGCUGACACGCGAGCGCCUUUGUUGUGGUCUUAGCAUAUUCGAGGUUAUCCUCGGCCGAGUGAAGUCGUUCCUCGACGAUCCUGUUUGGGCAGGACCACCCCCGGUCAAUGGCGUAAUGCACAUCGAUGAGUGUUCGGAGUUUCAUCGUCUUUGGUCAGCGUUACAAUUUGUGUAUUGCAUUCCGGUGGCUGGGACGGAGUACACUGUGGAGGAAUUGUUCGGUGAAGGUCUCCAUUGGGCUGGAUGUGCAAUUAUUAUUUUACUAAAUCAGCAGAGGAAGUUCGAGGCGUUAGAUUUCUGCUAUCAUAUUCUACGAGUUCAACGUGUCGAUGGAAAAGAUGAUACUGUUAAGGGAAUCAAUUUAAAACGCAUGGUCGAUCGCAUUCGUCGUUUUCAGGUACUGAAUUCGCAGAUUUUUGCAGUACUGAAUAAAUAUCUGAAAAGCAAUGACGUCGAAGGGUCUAAUGUAGAACACGUGCGCUGUUUCCCUCCUCCGCCACAUCCGACGGUUGUACCGUCUCACUACCACGACCCGAACAAACUACGAGCACAAUAGAUUGUGCUAUGUUUUCAUGGUUCAUCUUUAAAAGUUAGUGCGUCUCACGAAAAAAAGUAUAAUAUUAAUAUGCUGUAUUUAUCGUAUAUGUUUGUUUUGCGUUUCGCUCAGUGAGUUUACAUUUAUUUCGACGUGUAUUAAGUUGUAUUUUUAUAGAUAUUUAUUUUGCUCCAUUGAUUGCAAUUGUAUUAAAACAAAAAUUCUAGUUUUAUUGAGACAUUAUUCCUGUGCUGCGAGAUAAAAUAUGCGUCAUUUGGAAUGAUGAACAAAUUAGUUUAAGUAGGACAUCGCAUUAUAUACGCUUUUUGAAAGCGCAUUUAUUCCGAUACAGAUACAUCGGCAAUCGUUUGAAGACGAUAUUGAAGUUUGCGUUUUUCAAUAAAAACAAUUAUUUUGUUUUAUUCUAUUGAUUCGGAUCCAGGAAUAGAGUUUCAUCACCGAAAAAGUUAUAUGAUAUGCAGUUUCGGGGAAUUAAUUUUGAAUAUUAGCUUUAUUUUGAACAGGAAUAUCCUGUUAUCACGUUACUGGUAGGAUUUAAAGUUCGAAAUUCGCUUUUACCGAUUUUCUUCAUUUCUAUUCUAUUGCUGCAUUUGUUUAAGUAAUGAAAACUUCGAUAUCAUAUAUGAAAUUUAUACACCAUA
Malaya genurostris is the source of this 4605-nucleotide messenger RNA. RefSeq names its product cytoplasmic FMR1-interacting protein (gene Sra-1). Bases 101 to 3964 code for a protein of 1287 amino acids. Gene Ontology annotation, cellular component: synapse; neuron projection; SCAR complex. Gene Ontology annotation, molecular function: RNA 7-methylguanosine cap binding; small GTPase binding. The transcript is spliced from 8 exons. Lineage: Eukaryota; Metazoa; Arthropoda; Insecta; Diptera; Culicidae. The record is from RefSeq and is a predicted model, not a curated record. Gene Ontology annotation, biological process: regulation of actin filament polymerization; cell morphogenesis; axon guidance.